Cotesia glomerata is the source of this 1685-nucleotide messenger RNA. RefSeq names its product 28S ribosomal protein S27, mitochondrial-like. The record is from RefSeq and is a predicted model, not a curated record. Bases 270 to 1616 code for a protein of 448 amino acids. Gene Ontology annotation, cellular component: mitochondrion. Lineage: Eukaryota; Metazoa; Arthropoda; Insecta; Hymenoptera; Braconidae. The transcript has 4 exons.
UUCUUUUAUGAUACCCGGAUGGUAUCAGGAUCACAUGUUUCAUCAAGAGCUUCUCAUAGCUCACAGCUCACAUGUGUGUGUAGUAGACAGUGGAUUGUAACCUCAAAUUCGGCAAAAUCUGAAAAAAGUAAAUAAAUGACAAUCGACUAAAAGUGAGUUAAUUAUUGUUGGACAAUAAUUUAAUUUGACAGGUUGAAUUGUGUUGACAUUAAAAAAUUGAGAUUAAAUUUUUACCUUCCAAGAAAGUCAUGUUCUAACCUUCCACCAAGAUGCUAUCACUACACCGACUGCUAACCCUCCAAAAGUUAUCCCCACUAUCCUCUCAAUUCUCCCGUAAGUUCCUCUCGGCAGCGUAUCCAUGCACCGAAGCAUGGAACCGUCGCCUAGAAUCUCCUCUUCUGAGCAAGAUAAACCCCCGAGACUUGUUCCUGGAGCUGGACAAAAAACUGUCUCCAUCCGGUAAAGUCUCAGCAGUGGACGUGGACCUCUUCGCGCACACCAUCAACGAGGAAGACGCGACCGAGGAGUUCAUGGACAUCCUCCACAGAUUCCGAAUGACAGCCGAGACAUCAAAAACCCUGGAGUCGACUCACCACGCGGUGAUCAGGUUCUUCCUGGACAACAACCACAUCGACGAGUUGCUGACAAUCCUGGAUGACAGACUCAACUACGGGAUUUUCCCGGACCACUUCUCUAUAAACUUGAUCCUGAACCAUCUGCUGAAGGUCCCGAACUACGUAGCAGCUGUAAAGGUCGCCUCCUUGCUGAUGCUCCAGGAGGACAAGGAAAAUCCGCUGUGCAACGCCCUAGCACUUUACUCCUGCGGAAAACUCUUCGAGGAAGGCUUUGACAAGUGGGAGCUUCCUCCAGAGCCUGUCGUGGACCCCAAAGAGGAGGUCGUCAAGAUCCGGGUCAGGUACCUCAGGAACCCCUACUUUGACGACCAUUUUGAUCUCAAGGACCCGAAGGCCAUCACCGGGAAGACGAUGGUCUUCUUCACGAAAAACAGAGACGACACUCUCGGGCGCAGUUGUCUCCUUCUCGGGUACGUGCUUUGGGGCAAGUACAAAAUGGCCGCCGAGUCUGUCGCGAAAUGGCGGGGCGUAGAUGGCGCUGUUUAUAAAGAGGUGUUGGAGAAGGUGGAGGAGGAGUUGAAGCUUCAGAAGGAGAAAUUUAAGGAAGGCGAGGAUUUGAAAGAUUUUGAGAAGCUCAGGGAAGAGGUUAAGAGCUUGAAGAGUCAAGAAAGAAGUUUGAUUAACAAAAUGGCGGCUGAAGUCAAAAUGGCGGUCGAGGAACAUGAACAGAAAAUGAUUCAGGAUCAGAUAGAGACCUUUAAAAAAUGGGAGGAGGUCCGUAUGGCUGAACUGCAUCGUCAAUUGGAUGAACUGGACAAGCAGGCAAGGAUGGAGAAGGUGAAGAAGAUGAAGGAAGAUAUGAAGCAAGAGGAGCGCUUGCUAACUUUUUUCGACCACGAGGAAGAAAUCGAGCUCAAGAUCGAGGACAAGCUCCAGCGAGAGCUCGAAAUGUACGGGCCUCCGUCCAAGAAAAAGAUCGACGAGGACGAAAACUACGUGCCUCCGGAAAUUAAGUCGCGUGCUGCUGGUAGAAGGCGCUAGAUUGUAUGAAUAAAGAUUAACACUUUUGUAAUUUAUAAAAUUAAUAAUAAUUGUUACAAUAAUUUUUAA